ACAGAAGUAUGUGAUUGUGAUUGCUGAGUGUGUAUGUGUAGAACAAAAUGUCAGGUUCAAAUAAAUUGACGCUGCGCGUGCAGUCGGCGGAAGGCACGACGCGGGUGGAGAUGUCGGGCUCGGAGGUGACGGCGGCGCUGUAUGAGCGCGUGCACGACGCGCUGCACCUGCGCUCGUUCGCGUUCGCGCUGCACCGCGACCGCGCCAAGCAGGACGAGCUGGUGUCGAGCAAGUCUCAGAGGCUGAGUGACGCGGGCCUGCGCCACGGCGAUAUGCUGUACCUCAGCCCUGUUAAUGGUGCUAUUAUCUUUGAGCCGUCGGACACUGCGCAGGCCACCACUUCAGGACCAUCACACAUGGAAGCCGGGCCGUCCACAUCCAUGGACACAACUCCCUUGCCGACUAAGAGUAGUAAAACAAACAAGCCUGCCGAGGAGGAACUAGAUCUGCAGCUAUAUCAGAUGCCGGGCCAUAUUCAACGCCAGAGAGAUCCUAAACUAUGCCGGCACAACUCAGCAGGGUGCUGCGUCCACUGCUCCCCGCUGGAGCCCUGGGACGAGGGCUACCUGCGCGAGCACAACAUUAAGCACAUGUCCUUCCACUCGUAUCUGCGCAAGAUCACUUCGGGCAAGUUCAUCUCGCUGGCCGAGCCGAACCUUACUAUUAAACCAGGCUGCACGGAGCACCCCCCCUGGCCGCGCGGCAUCUGCUCCAAGUGCGCGCCCGGCGCGCUCACGCUCAACCGCCAGCCCUUCCGCUUCGUCGACAACGUGCUGGUGGAGUCCGCGGCUGUGGUGGAACGGUUCCUGGGCUACUGGCGCGCCUCGGGCCACCAGCGAGUUGGAUAUUUGAUUGGACAGUAUGAGCAUCAUCCGUUGGUGCCACUAGGUAUCCGCGCGCGAGUGGAAGCCAUAUACGAGCCCCCGCAAACGUCAUCCCGCGACCACGUCACCAUAGCGCCCGACCCCAAAGGCGAGCUCGUCGACCACAUCUGCUCCAAGCUAGGCCUCCGCCGGGUCGGCUGGCUGUUCACUGACCUCCUGCCUUUGCCGGACAAGCCCGGACAGGUGCAGUGCACGAGGGGCGUCGACACGCAUUUCCUCUCCGCUCAAGAGUGUAUAAUGGCGGCGCACUUCCAGAACGAACACCCGAACGCGUGCCGGCACGCGGAUAGCGGCUACUACGGGUCCAAAUUCGUGACCGUCGCGGUCACAGGCGACAGCACGAAUCAGAUCCACCUAGAAGGUUACCAAGUGUCAGCGCAGGCGCAAGCGCUGGAGCGGGCCGGGCUCCUGCUGCCCACACGGGACGCCCCUGACCUGGGCUACGUGCGGGACCCCACGCCCGAACGGCCCGUGCCCGACGUCUAUUAUAAGGAAAAAGACGCCUACGGCAACGAAGUCUCCGUCUCCCUACGGCGGGUCCCCGUCGCGUACCUGCUAGUGGACGUGCCCUGCGGCGUCAGCACCAACGCCUCCCCCCUCCUGUCCCCGCGGGCCGCCUUCCCCCCCGCGCACCGCCCGCUCCCGCAGUAUCUACAGACGAGGGAAGCGCUGCAUAAGCAUUUAGAGGAUUCUGAGAGUUUCUUAGAGGCAAUGUCGGACCUCCACACUCUGGUGUACAUAGCCAGUAACGAGACGCUGCCGAUCCCGCUGGAGUCGCUGGACGGGCUGCUGGCGGCGGUGCGCGCGCGCGACGCGCUGGCCGCCGAGCGCUGGCGCGCCGACACGCCCGCCUGGGCCACGCUCGAGCACUUGUGCGGGACUCAGGACGACCAGCUGGCUGCGUCCGUGGGCGACGAUAGCGGCGUGUGGACGUGCGGGAUCUGCACCUUCCACAACUCGAUGCGGCGCGACGCGUGCGAGAUGUGCGCCAUGCCACGGGGCACGAGUAACGCCAUGUAAAUACAAACUCGGAGCGAGCUGGGUUACAGUAGCGGCCGACAGCGGCGGGCCGGGCCGGCCCACACACGACUUUUAUAUACGAGAGAGCUGAAUAAUAAUGCAUUAUA
Messenger RNA from Leguminivora glycinivorella, 2011 nucleotides. RefSeq names its product nuclear protein localization protein 4 homolog (gene Npl4). The transcript is spliced from 12 exons. Gene Ontology annotation, cellular component: nucleus. The record is from RefSeq and is a predicted model, not a curated record. The coding region runs from base 48 to 1904 and encodes 618 amino acids. Gene Ontology annotation, biological process: ubiquitin-dependent protein catabolic process. Lineage: Eukaryota; Metazoa; Arthropoda; Insecta; Lepidoptera; Tortricidae. Gene Ontology annotation, molecular function: ubiquitin binding; ubiquitin protein ligase binding.